AUGACUUCCAGUGUUUUGAUGAAACCUCAGGUGUGAGACCUUCUGGCCAAGCGCCUGUGAUUUCAUAUUGUUGCGGUGUUUGCUGUAUCACUGGCAGUUGCAGCUUUCUGUAAGUUUGCUGUGGCAUAUGGAUUCUACAGAAAUUAGGAUUCCAUGAAAGAUUUUGAGGAAAUGCAGAAGGCUGGUAUCUCUGAGUGCAAAGUGUUUUUGGAAUGUAAAGAAUUUCUUUGGGUUGAGUUCAGUUGA
This is a messenger RNA of Lutra lutra (Eurasian river otter), 246 nucleotides long. RefSeq names its product cytochrome c oxidase subunit 6C. Lineage: Eukaryota; Metazoa; Chordata; Mammalia; Carnivora; Mustelidae. The record is from RefSeq and is a predicted model, not a curated record.